This is a messenger RNA of Otolemur garnettii (small-eared galago), 374 nucleotides long. RefSeq names its product corticostatin 1-like. The transcript is spliced from 2 exons. The record is from RefSeq and is a predicted model, not a curated record. Bases 6 to 263 code for a protein of 85 amino acids. Gene Ontology annotation, biological process: disruption of plasma membrane integrity in another organism; defense response to Gram-negative bacterium; innate immune response in mucosa. Gene Ontology annotation, cellular component: extracellular matrix. NCBI's taxonomy places the organism in Eukaryota, Metazoa, Chordata, Mammalia, Primates, Galagidae.
CCGGCAUGAGGACCCUCACCCUCCUGGUUGCCCUUCUCCUGGUGGCCCUCCAGGCCCAGGCUGCGCUCCUGCGAGAGGAGGCCCCAGACCAUGAGCAGCCUGGGCUACAGGAUGAGGAUUUGACCAUUUCCAUCACAUUGAAUAAAGACUCCGUCCUUCAAGCUCCAGUGAUGGGGGAGAUCUGCUUCUGCAAACUAUUCUGUUUUCCUUGGGAACGUCACCGUGGUCGCUGCCUCCGGUUCCUGAAAAAAUGCUGCAUCUGACCAUGGAGAAUCAGGAAAAGCAGCUCAGUAUUUGCUUGGAGAGCAGAAGAGUAUCACUGUCACUCCUCUACCUCAUCCCCAGUUGGCUUUCCCCAUCCCAAAUAAAGUACU